CACACAUGUGCUGAGCAUCGCAGUGGCAACCUUGGUAAUUGUAGUUGUUGUUUACAAAUAGAGCAUGCCACCCAAAAAGGAUGCAAAAGGCGGAAAGGAUGCCGCAAAAGGUGGAAAAAAGCCAGCAGCGGAGGAUAAAAGUGCUGGCAAGGAGAAGAAGGGCGGCAACUCAGUGAAAGUGCGGCACAUUCUCUGCGAGAAGCAAGGCAAGAUUAUGGAAGCCAUGGAGAAACUUAAGGCAGGUCAAAAGUUUCCCGAAGUGGCGACCGCGUACAGCGAGGAUAAGGCACGCCAAGGCGGCGACUUGGGCUGGCAGAUACGCGGCGCCAUGGUCGGACCCUUCCAGGAUGCAGCCUUCGCUUUGCCCAUUUCGACCGUCAACAAUCCCGUUUACACCGAUCCACCGAUUAAGACGAAAUUUGGUUACCACAUUAUUAUGGUUGAGGGAAAGAAAUGAGCAAAAGUGAUUUUACAAAUCGUAUUUAUUGUGGUCUCUCAAUAUAUGUUAUAAAAAUA
Messenger RNA from Drosophila nasuta, 516 nucleotides. Its product is annotated as peptidyl-prolyl cis-trans isomerase NIMA-interacting 4. The coding region runs from base 65 to 457 and encodes 130 amino acids. Lineage: Eukaryota; Metazoa; Arthropoda; Insecta; Diptera; Drosophilidae. The transcript is spliced from 2 exons. Gene Ontology annotation, molecular function: DNA binding; peptidyl-prolyl cis-trans isomerase activity. The record is from RefSeq and is a predicted model, not a curated record. Gene Ontology annotation, biological process: rRNA processing.